GAGAAAUCAGAAACUGAGGCUAACGAUCAACAGAAACAGCAGCGUCGGAGCUGAAGAUGGUGUCGUACAGUAGGUUGUUGCUCUAUGGACUUGGGGGCAUUGCGGUGGCGGGGAUGGCGCUGCUCGUCGCCUUCCAGGACAAGCUGGUUUACGUGCCUGUGAUUCCGGGUCUCACCAGGUCUUACCAGAUGACGCCCGCCCGACUCAACCUCAUAUACGAGGACGUCUGGCUUCGAUCCUCUGAUGGGGUUAAACUCCAUGCCUGGUUCGUCAAGCUGCUUCCCGAUUGCCGAGGUCCAACCAUCUUAUUUUUGCAAGAGAAUGCUGGAAAUAUUGCUCACCGUCUUGAAAUGGUUCACACAAUGUUACAGAGGUUGCAGUGCAAUGUCUUCAUGCUCUCAUAUCGAGGUUAUGGAGCAAGUGAUGGUUAUCCUUCUCAGCACGGAAUUACUAAGGAUGCCCAGGCUGCAUUGGAUCAUCUAUUUCAACGGACUGAUAUUGACACAUCUAGAAUAGUUGUCUUUGGAAGGUCACUUGGGGGUGCUGUUGGAGCUGUGCUCACUAAAAACAAUCCUGAUAAGAUUGCAGCAUUGAUUCUAGAAAACACUUUCACAUCUAUUCUGGACAUGGUUGGAGUUGUGGUGCCCUUUCUGAAGUGGUUUAUUGGAGGACCUGGUUCAAAAGGUCCUAAAAUUCUUAAUUUUCUUGUUCGCUCUCCAUGGAGUACCAUCGAAAUCAUUGGACAGAUUGAGAAGCCAAUUCUUUUUCUCUCUGGAUUACGAGAUGGUGUGGUUCCCCCAUUGCACGUGCAAAUGCUUUAUGCAAAAGCAGCUGCACUUAACAGGCAGUGUGUUUUUGUAGAAUUCCCUACCGGUAUGCACAUGAACACUUGGCUAGUUGGUGGGGAUCAUUACUGGAACACAAUCCAGCAGUUCCUAGAACAACAUGCUCCUGAGAGAAAGGAAAAUGAGACAUCCUAAAAUGGAAAUGUUAUCUGAUACUGCUUUGAUACCGCUUUCAGAUUUCAAGGAAAGCUAUAUUAAGAGCUCUCUGUGAUUUGCUGGCUGCCUUUCCGAUCAUUUUCACCUGAGAAUUUUCUUAUCGGCAAACAAAUAUAAGCCUCAGCCAUGAUGCAAAGCAGAAUACUAUUCAAGUUCCCCACUUUUUUACUGUAUGAACUUGACAAAAAACACGCUAAUCUAUCUGAUUUAUUCUCUGACUAUUUGUUGUAUGAAAUAUCCACGUCUCUUAGAAAUGCAAAGAUACAAUUUCUGCUGCAAUGCUGAACCCUCCUUGAACUUCAAUUUAAU
Rubroshorea leprosula is the source of this 1310-nucleotide messenger RNA. Lineage: Eukaryota; Viridiplantae; Streptophyta; Magnoliopsida; Malvales; Dipterocarpaceae. The record is from the annotation of a GenBank genome assembly.